GAAAUUAGUUACCAGCACAGAGAGCUACUAGAACUGGAUUCAUCUAAUGUGACCUCAAGCUGCCUUGCAAGUUUACAGCAGCCAGUGGGCAUCCUUCUUCUGGAGCAGGCCCUGAUGGCUCUGUCCCCUGCGGAGGAGCCCCUCCCCAAGCGGAUGCGUGGGAGGACAGAGCUUCCCCCAGAUGUCAUCAGAUGGAUUGAACUUGCUAAGCUCUACCGAUCUCUUGGGGAUUAUGAUGUCCUUCGUGGCAUUUUCAGUGGUAAGAUUGGGACUAAGGAAAUUACACAGAAAGCGUUGUUUGCAGAAGCAAGAAGUGAUUAUGCUGAAGCAGCUAAAUAUUAUGAUGAGGCACUCUCCAAAGAAGACUGGCAAGAUGGAGAGCCAACAGAAGUGGAGAAGGACUUCUGGGAACUUGCAUCUCUGGAAUGCUAUGACCACCUCACAGAGUGGAAGUCCCUGGAGUAUUGUGCUACCAUUAAUAUUGACAGUGGAAAACCUCCAGACCUGAGCAAAACAUGGAAUGAUCCAUUUUUUCAGGAGACGUAUCUGCCCUAUAUAAUACGCAGUAAGUUGAAGUUACUGCUCAGUGGGAAAAAUGACCAGACUUUGCUAACUUUUAUUGAUGAGGCAAUGAAGACAGAACAGAAGAAAGCCAUUAUAGAAAUGCAUUACAGCCAAGAGCUUAGUCUCCUUUACAUCCUGCAAGAUGAUUUUGAUAGAGCCAAAUACUACAUUAGCAAUGGCAUGCAGAUCUUCAUGCAGAGCUAUUCCAGCAUUGAUACUUUAUUGUAUCAAAGUCGAAUGACCAAACUGCAGUCUGUACAAGCUUUGACAGAAAUACAGGAUUUCAUCGAUUUUAUGACCAAGACAAGUAACUUAGCUUCACAGGCUUCCCUUAAGAGACUUCUCAGAAUUUGGACAAACAGAUAUCCAGAUGCUAAAAUGGAUCCUAUGAACAUCUGGGAUGAUAUCAUUACAAAUCGGUGUUUCUUUCUUGACAAACUGCAAGAGAAACUUCUCCAUGAUCAGGCCAAUGAUAGUAUGGAGGUGGAUGAAGAAUGUGGUGCUGGUGACCAAAUGGAAGUGGAUCAACAGGGUGAAGACAUUUACUCAAUGAUUAAAACCUGCAAAUUUAACAUGAAAAUGAAGAUGAUAGAAAGUGCCAGGAAACAGAACAGCUUCUCAGUUGCCAAGAAGCUUCUGACAGACCUACACAAAGAAGCCAAAAUGAGGGAAGACUGGCUGGUGAGGUGGAAUUACGCCUAUUGCCGCUUUACACAUAGUUGCAGCCGGAACCAGACUUGUCCUGAACGUAUACGCUCAGUGUUAAGAACCAUCUCCCUGCUUGAAGAUACCAAGUCUGACUAUCUUAGCAAGAACACAACGGCCUUCCGAAACCAGAAUCUUCUUCUGGGUACUACGUACCACAUCAUGGCCAAAGCUGUUAGUCAGGAUCCAAGAUGUCUUGAACAAAUUGGGGAAGAAAAAGCAGGAAGAAUAUCAGUACUAUCAGGAGAAAGUCUUGAGAGUCCCGAAAAGGUAUUGGCAGGUCUGAACAAGAAGGCUUUUCAGUGUUUCAGCAGUGCCGCAAGGAAGUCCGAAGAGGAGGUGCAGUCCCACUCCAUGGAACAUGUAGAUGUGAUGGGAGUUAUCGAUGCAUAUAUGACGUUGGUUGGUUUCUGUGACGAGCAUCUGCAUAGGGAAGAAGAAGACUCGCUUGAAAUUAGCACUGCAGAUCUGCAGCCAUUCCCAGCUAUUGUGGUGGAGAAAAUGAUAAAAGCUUUAAAACUGAACUCCAGAGAAGCCAGGCUGCGAUUUCCUAGACUGCUGCAAAUAAUUGAAAGAUAUCCAGCAGAGACAUUGGGUCUAGUGACACGAGAGCUUUCUUCGGUUCCCUGUUGGCAGUUCAUUGGUUGGAUUAGCCAGAUGAUGGCACUACUUGACAAGGAUGAAGCAGUAGCCGUGCAACAUACGGUUGAAGAGAUCGCAAAUACCUAUCCCCAGGCAAUCAUCUACCCUUUCAUGAUCAGCAGUGAAAGUUACUGUUUCACAGAUACUGCAACUGGUUAUAAGAACAAGGAGUUUGUGGAAAGGAUCAAGAAUAAGUUGGACAGAGGAGGAGUAGUUCAAGAUUUUGUUCGCUCCCUGGAACAGCUCUCUAAUCCAAUAAUGCUUUUUAAGGAUUGGGUUGAGGAUGUCAGAAACGAGUUGGUAAAAACUCAGAGGAAUAAAAAUAAGCUUAAGGAACUGUAUGAAGGAAUGUACAAGAAUUUGGGAAAUCUAGAGGCUCCUGGCCUUGGAUUGCUGAGGAAAAGGUUUAUUCAGGCUUUUGGGAAGGACUUUGACCGCCAUUUUGGAAAAAGCGGUUCUGAACUGUUGGAUAUGAAGGCUAGAGACUUCGAUGCAAUUGCAGCUUCUCUCAUCUCAAAAAUGAACGAAAACCAUAAAGAACCUGGAAACUUGAAAGAAUGUUCCCCGUGGAUGAGUGAAUUCAAAGCUGAGUUCCUGAGGAAUGAACUAGAAGUUCCUGGUCAGUAUGAUGGAAAAGGGAAACCACUGCCAGAGUACCAUGCAAAAAUCUCUGGAUUUGAUGAACGGAUACGUGUAAUGGAAUCCUUGAGGAAGCCAAAACGUAUAACAAUCCGAGGCAGCGAUGAGCAGGAGUAUCCUUUUCUUGUCAAAGGUGGUGAAGACCUGCGACAAGACCAACGUAUUGAGCAGCUGUUUGAUGUAAUGAACAUUAUCCUUUCCCAAGAUGCUACGUGUAGCCAAAGGAAUAUGCAGUUAAAAACUUACCAGGUCAUCCCCAUGACAACAAGACUGGGGCUCAUCAAGUGGCUGGAAAAUACUUGUACUUUAAAGGAAUUCCUUAAGAAUAGCAUGUCUGAAGACGAAGACCUCAACUAUAACAGCAAAAAAGGACCUCGUGCUACCUAUUCUGAGUGGCUGUCCAAGAUGGGUGGGAAAGUGCAAGGCAUCUCUCGAUACCAUGUUAUGUACAGAAAUGCUAGCCGUACAGAAGCAGUGAUGUCUUUCAGAAGCAGGGAAAGCAGUGUUCCAGAAGACCUGCUGCGGCGAGCCUUUGUGAAAAUGAGUACGUCUCCUGAAGCCUUCCUGUCUCUGCGGUCCCAUUUUGCCAGCUCUCAUGCACUGAUGUCCAUCAGCCACUGGAUACUUGGUAUAGGAGACAGACAUCUGUCCAACUUCAUGAUUAACAAGGAGACGGGUGGCAUGGUGGGAAUAGACUUUGGAUACGCGUUUGGCUCAGCCACGCAGUUCUUGGGCGUGCCAGAGUUGAUGCCUUUUCGUCUGACCCGCCAGUUUGUUAAUCUGAUGAUGCCAGUGAAAGAGUGGGGACUCGUUUACAGUGUGAUGGUGCAUGCCCUAAGGGCUUAUCGUGCGGCUCCAGAUCUCCUCAUCAGCACAAUGGAUGUAUUUGUAAAAGAACCUUCUUUGGACUGGAAGAACUUUGAACAAAGACAGCUGAAAAAAGGAGGCACGUGGAUUAAGGAAAUAGACACAUCUGAAGUAAACUGGUACCCUUUGCAAAAAGUCAGAUACGUCAAAAGAAAGCUUACAGGUGCCAAUCCAGCAACAAUCACGUGCGAUGAACUACGCCUGGGCCAUGAGAAGUCGCCUUUUUAUAACAACUUCGCAGCUGUGGCUCGUGGUAACGCUGAUCUUAAUAUCAGAGCCAAAGAGCCAGAGGAUGGACUUUCAGAAGAGACCCAAGUGAGAUGCCUGAUCGAUCAAGCGACGGACCCCAACAUUCUUGGCAGAGUCUGGGAGGGAUGGGAGCCCUGGAUGUGAGGGACUGCUCGCUAAAGCCCAGUCUGCCUGGAGGAGGAGCAUCCCCUAAUACACAGCUGCAACCAGAGCAGAAUUUUAAGGCCAAAAAGGGAAAAAAAACCCCUCUCUAUCACUUUUAUCAUCAUCAGUUACCUUGAGUAAUACAGAAAAUAGGGGUUUUUUGUAGUAAAGCUGUAUUCAAAUAGUGUUUUUUUUUUUUUAAAUUCAUUUUCUUACAUGUGGUUCUGCAACAAAGCAGCUUUAUUGUCUUUGUGUCAAAAUCCGUGUAGGGGCUAGAGAGGCUACAGAGCUUAAAGAUGAAUUUGAAAGGGACUGAGAUCACUCGGAGGAAAGCACAAAUUCAUACCCUGCAGACUUGUAGGCAUCCCUGUAGUGCAAGUCUGUGCUUUUGUCUUUUACAGAGACCUUGAUGGCAAUCAGCUGAAACCAUUCUGCAGACACGUUAUUUGUAAUUAAAACUAGAAAAUUUUCGUAUCAGUAGAAACAAUGAAGCACCUGGUAAAAAUAAACAGAAAGUGGCUUUUAGCUCUAGAUAACACCUAAAGUCUCUGGAUGGAUAUUUCAUUACUGGAUAAUGAGAAAGUAAUGAUGAGACCGUGCCAGUUUGUUCCAGCAGAUUGUUUUUUAACAAUUCGAGCUUAUACUCUGUUCUCUCUGUCCUUUAGAAGUCUGUACUCCUCAUCUUGUACUAAUCUGUUUGGCCAAAGCCAAAAGGAGCUGCUGCCGAUGCAGCAGGGCGCUGGCAGAUGUGCCAGCUGUGCCAGAUGUGGCUCUUCCCCUCUGGCAGCCGGGUUUCAGGUAACCUUGGUGGCAAGUGCGGUGCAGCCCAGGCGGCAAGGGGGAAAGAGAGCUCUUUGAAGUAUUACGGUCUUCAUUGCCCACAGUUCGUUGUAGGAGAUGGUUUCCACUGAGGCUUUUAAUAAUUAUCGUAAAAGGUGUCAUAAACAGAAGUCUUUGCCCUUUCGCUGCCUGCAAGCUUUCCCUCCUGCCUCCAGGGCGACGGGGCAGUCCUCGUCUCCCUGAGGGUCGCAGGCACCAGCCUCAAACGGAUCUUUCAGCUGGAGAGCAGCCGAAUCCGCCUCCUGGAUACAGCUCCGCGGAAGGCUCGGGAUGAGGAAGAUCGCUCGCUGCGGCCUUUUUUGUUUCAGAUGCUUUCCAGCAACAAUUACAGUUUGUUACCUUCCUUCUUACUAAAUAUGCCCAAUUCUUUGUGUCAGUAGUGUUAUGAAUCAGGACAUUUGGAACC
Molecule: messenger RNA, 5056 nt
Organism: Egretta garzetta (little egret)
Lineage: Eukaryota; Metazoa; Chordata; Aves; Pelecaniformes; Ardeidae
Product: DNA-dependent protein kinase catalytic subunit
Exons: 24
Biological process (GO): immunoglobulin V(D)J recombination; double-strand break repair via nonhomologous end joining; telomere maintenance
Cellular component (GO): nucleus
Molecular function (GO): DNA-dependent protein kinase activity; protein binding
Source: RefSeq, a predicted model, not a curated record